This is a messenger RNA of Penicillium pulvis, 924 nucleotides long. RefSeq lists its product as uncharacterized. The record is from RefSeq and is a predicted model, not a curated record. NCBI's taxonomy places the organism in Eukaryota, Fungi, Ascomycota, Eurotiomycetes, Eurotiales, Aspergillaceae. The transcript has 2 exons. The coding region runs from base 1 to 924 and encodes 307 amino acids.
AUGCCACUUAUCCCACGCCACACUGGCUUCAUGCUAGAGAAACCACUGGAGUCAAUAUCCAUCCUUGCUCCAUUCUCCGCUCUUAUCCUCUCCAUAACCCUGAUAGUAUUAUUUAUGGUCCGCUUCUACAUCCUCGAGGGCUUUCUCAUAAAAUGGUUGUACGGAAUUAUCUACACAGACCUCAAUGAGAUUAAUCGGCGUGGCUUCAUCAAUCACCACAUCUCAGCAGCGACGAAGAUUGUCAUCUUGAUUCUCGCAGCAUACCCGUUUGUCUGCGUUGGUUUUGGAACUUCAUCGUUUCACACGCCUUUCGCUCAUGGCUCCAUCGUAACGAUGGGCGACAUUCUCAUCGUGGCAGCGCAGAUGUUGAUUGGCAUGUACAUAUUUGAGCUUAUAUAUCGCGUCAAGCUAUCUCCUGUCGCCGUGGCACAUCAUACUGGUACAAUCCUUAUUGGACAGUCUGCUACCGCGAUUAGCUUAAGGCUUCUGCGUGAGCCGGACGCAGAUAUUGAGUUCAUUCUGUGUACUGUUUGGGGUGCCUUCGACAUGAUUGCCGAGUUCUUCCCCCACGUUGCCAUCAUCCUCUACCGCGUUUACCCCGACCGCCACCACUUUCUCAGCCGUGUAUUUCUCGUGUCAUGUAUCACGACUGCAAUCGGCACAACAGGCGAGACUAUCGUUACAAUGUGGCUAUUUGGCAGCCUUUGGGAGCGGUGGCAGAUUGCCUUCAAGGUUGUCACACCUAUGCUGCAUGUUGCGUUUUCGAUUGCGCAGAUACAUGGUAGUAUGGUUUUCUGGCGCAUGUACAAGCGACAGCAGAAGUUUGUUCGGGAGGAAGAGGAGGGAGAGAGUAUGCAAGAGAUUUCGAUGUAUUUCGAUGAGACUUCUAAGCCAGCCAAGGCUUUUGUGUCCAUGCGGCUAUAA